Molecule: messenger RNA, 279 nt
Organism: Colletotrichum aenigma
Lineage: Eukaryota; Fungi; Ascomycota; Sordariomycetes; Glomerellales; Glomerellaceae
Product: GPI-anchored CFEM domain protein
Exons: 4
Coding region: 1-279 (92 amino acids)
Source: RefSeq, a predicted model, not a curated record
AUGCAGUUCAAGAUCGUUGCCGUUGCCUUCUUCGCCAGCCUUGUUGCUGCCCAGGACCUCUCUGAACUCCCCGACUGCGCCGAGCCCUGCUUCGUCGACAACUUCCCCAUCUCCGGUUGCGCCUCUCAGACUGACUUCGCUUGCAUCUGCGCCUCUUCUGCCUACAACUCGGCCGUCACUAGCUGUGUCCUUGGCGCUUGCGGGUCUGCCGAUGUCCUUGCUGCCCUCAACUGGGCUACCACGACCUGCAACUCCGUUGGAGUGCCCAUUGAACUCUGA